Messenger RNA from Drosophila arizonae, 2265 nucleotides. RefSeq names its product putative fatty acyl-CoA reductase CG8303. Gene Ontology annotation, molecular function: alcohol-forming very long-chain fatty acyl-CoA reductase (NADP+) activity. Gene Ontology annotation, biological process: long-chain fatty-acyl-CoA metabolic process. The record is from RefSeq and is a predicted model, not a curated record. Gene Ontology annotation, cellular component: peroxisome. NCBI's taxonomy places the organism in Eukaryota, Metazoa, Arthropoda, Insecta, Diptera, Drosophilidae.
CUCAGUCGCAGUCUCAGAGUCGAUCGCAGUCUUAGUCUCAGUCUCAGUCCCCGUUUUGGGUCUCAGCUUUUCGGUUUCGGUUUCUGUUUCAGUCCGAGUUGAGCGUGCGUCGGCAUUGGCAGCAACUACUUCACCGUUUCCUUCGAUCAACAGAGUUUGCGUUGUUAUUUGGAUUUCGAUUGAAUCCAAGUUUUUUGUUUAUAACCGUUGAUAUAUCCAGCAGCAAAUUGGCGCCACCUACAAAUCUAGAGCCCUAUACCAUGGCCGUCAUUGCGGAGCAUGGUAAGAGCAGUCGCCAAAACGUUAAAAGCGAAAGCAACGGCAAGAUCGGCGUUACCAAAUCGGACUCUGAAUCCGCGCCGCAUCCCAUUCAGCGGCAGCUGAGCAAUGCAUUGACCAUACCCGAGUUCUUUGCGCAUAAGAACAUUUUUGUGACCGGCGGCACAGGAUUUCUGGGCACAGUGCUGAUCGAGGCACUGCUGGACACACAUCCCGACAUCGGAACCAUCUACGUGCUGGUGCGCGGCAAGCGCAAUCAGGAUCCCAACGAGCGCAUUAAUCGCUUGCUCCAGAAGCCGAUCUUCCAGAAGUACAAUGAGAAGACCUUGGCCAAGGUGGUGCCAGUGGUUGGCGAACUAACUGAGCCGAACUUUGGCUUUCCCAGCGAGCUGCUGCAGGAGCUGAUCGAGCGAGUCAAUGUGAUCUAUCACAGUGCCGCGACAAUCAGAUUCAACUCGCACCUGCGCACGGCGAUCUUCACGAAUCUGACGGGCACCAUGCGUACCAUUGAGUUGGCCAAGCAGUUGAAGCAGCUGUCCGCCUACAUUUACUGCUCGACCGCCUUCUGCAACAGCAACAAUCGUGGCCUGAUCACCGAGGACGUGUACAAGUCACAGUUUGACCCGUACGAAAUGAUGAAGAUGGCCGAGAACGAGGAGGCCUGGGUGGACUUCACGCAGCAAAAGUGCAAAAGCUACCUCAAGGAUCAUCCCAACACGUACACGUUCACCAAGAAUCUGUCCGAGAAUCUGCUCAUGGCAGAGAUGGCCGGUCUGCCGGCAGCCAUAGUUAGGCCAUCCAUAGUAUACGGUACACUGGAGCACCCCAUGAAGGGCUGGGUGGGCAAUGCCAACUCGGGUCACCUGGGCUUCCUGGCCGGCUUUGUCAAGGGUAUCUUUCGCACCAUGUGCGGCAGCGCGAGUGCCAUCAUCGACAUCAUACCGUGCGACUAUGUGAUCAACAGCUCCCUGGUCAUGGGCUGGUAUGUGGGCACACGCAAUAUUAAGGAGCCGGAGAUAAUACACUGCACGUCGGGCGAGGUGAACCCGCUUAACCUGUCGCAAUUCUGCGAUAUAAUCAACGAUAGCGUCGAACGUCAUCCGCCCAACAGUUUUGUCUGGAAGCCAUCCACGAAGCUGCGCAAUGGCUGGCGCUAUAAUCUCUUCUUCUAUCUGUUCCAUCUGCUGCCCGCGAUGAUUUUCUACAUACCGGAGAAGCUCUUUGGCAUUGGCAUGCCGCAGCACACCGCCUACGAAUAUAUGCGCGUCUUCCAGAAUGGCACCAAGGCUUUCGAUUACUUUCUGGACAAGGAUUUCCGGUACUCCAUGAAGAAUGCACUGCGCAUCUCCGCACUCAUUCACGAAAGCGAUCGCAAACGUUACAACUUUGAUGCCAGCCGCUGCGAUUGGUCAGAGUUCAUCGAUCGUUGUCUGAUCGGCAUCAGGCGUUUCUACUUCAAGGAGUCGGCGGUCACUACGCAAUGGCAUCGCAACUACUGGAAGGUCUUCAACUUCCUGUACUAUGCCGGCUUCGUAGCGAUCUUUGCUAUACUCUACUUUGUGCUUACCCCCUUCCUGGGCUUCUCCGUUGGCUUUACUGUGGCGCUCCUCGUAUGGGCAUUCCUCGUCUGGUUGUAAGGUGAUCGUUAAUGGGAUCGGUGGAUCAUACAUAUUGUGCAAUAUUUUAUCACCUAUACACUCUCACACAUACACACMCWCACGUUCAGCUCAGUCGUUCCCAUCGUUYUUCAUAGGGUAUCAUCAUGUAAUUAUACUUUAAAGUCUCACACUUGAGUACAAGUCAGCUAUAUAGUAAAAUCGAAUAAAAAUAUAUAUCUGUCAAUACCAAUACCAAUACAAAUACAUAUAGAACUCUAAAACAACGAAAACAAGCCCAAAACYUAGCUCAAAUGGUAGUCACUUUAUAACAAAUAGUCCUGGUAUAUAGUCAAAUAGUCAAAUGUUUGUGCACUUGUAAAUUACGAAA